ACUCGGGCAGCUGUUUUCUAUGGUUACAAGCAGCAUAGAAGUGCAGCUCCUAUCUACUUGAAUGGGGAAAGAGCGAAAUCUCCAAAACAGCUGGGCAAGAUUACGAUCAAAGAACAUAUCUGAAAUCAGCCGUAAAAUCUGAUAACAAUGUUAUCAUAACUUGUGCAUCUUUAGCACAAAUCACGCUAAAAAAAAACGCUAUUUUUCAGACUGGGCAAGCUACUGCGCAUGCGUGUUCCCCGAGUUGACUGACAGACGAUGUCUGUAUCUUAAAGGUGAAUGGCUUUUUUUCUUUUUUUUUUUUUACCUGUAAGGCGGGACUUGCUUUUAUCCACCCGCCAUAUUGGGCGUUCCAAUUUCUCCCAUUAAAUUUAACACAAGUGGUUUUUCUCAGGCUUAACAGUCUUUGGUAUUACAUUGCAAUAGUGACAUAAAAUAUUAUUUUGGGUGCUUUUUAUAAACGUUUGAUAGUUGAAGUUGCAAAAUUAAAAAAGGGAGAGAUGGAAAACAAAUGGUCUGUUCCUUACAAAAUAAUUAUUUAUAAAGAAUUGUAAGCCCUGUAAUUAUUUGUGUGUAUUCCUGAACGCGCGCGCUGUGUCGGCGCGGUGACGUCAUGCGCGUGCACUUUGAAAAGACGCGCGAGGAAGAAGCGAAGCGACGUGUGAAUCCGGAGCUGUUGCUGCUGUAUCUGCACACUAAUAAAUAAAUAACUAUAAACGUGUGGUGUACACAAACUUAAACAGAUCUCCAUGGCGUUAUUGACACCGUACAGUAAAGUGCCUGAGCUGAACACCGCCACUAUUCUUUUGGUUGAAAAUGAAGAGCAGCUGCAGUCCAAACUGGCCAACGCCAUAGUGCAAUAUGAGAAAGAGUUCAACGUCAAUGUACGACUAUCCAGAAAGCUUCCUCUGCCCAUUGAGAACAAAGGAACCCGACCGCGGAUUGACUUAAUAGUGUUUAUAGUCAAUCUCCAAUCAGAGCGCAGUGUUCAGUCCGUAGAGAGCUGUCUGAAUCAUCUGCACUCUGACUGUUUCCUGGGGAAGGUGUGUUUCCUGGUAACCGAUGCUCGAUGUGGUUCUCACACUCAUGAGCGGUUGGUCAACAUCAGAAAACUGGCUGCUGUACAUCACUGUCCUGUUCUCUGUGCUGAACACAAGACAGCAGAUGGCGUGAAUGCCGCAGCUGUGCGACUCCUCAGCAUUUUGAAGGUGUCUGCGGGAAUGUCACCCACAGCAACCACUGCCCUUUAUCUGUCCACUCUGACCCGCUGCUCUGUGACCUCUGAUGACCUUGAUGAGGAAUGACUUUCAACUGCAAGACGUAGAUGAAUUAGUUUUGCAUUAAGAACUCUGUUAGUAUCAAACUGAGUUACAGUCCUUUGAACAUCAAAAAUUCUCAUGGGCUCGCAAAGUUACGCAUUGCAUAAUAUUUUUAAAAUUGGUGGUCCAUUAAUUUUGCAGUGGGGCAUAUCUAGCGUGUGUGAGUGUGAGCGUGUGAGUGAGUGGGUUUGUGUGUGUGCGUGUGUGUGUUCUCCAAAACAGCAGGGGGAGCCAUUGGGUAGGCAAUGUAUUGUUCUUAACACCACUAUUAAAUCCUAAAGAAAAGGAAAA
Molecule: messenger RNA, 1610 nt
Organism: Myxocyprinus asiaticus (Chinese sucker)
Lineage: Eukaryota; Metazoa; Chordata; Actinopteri; Cypriniformes; Catostomidae
Gene: pane1
Product: proliferation associated nuclear element
Exons: 6
Coding region: 750-1304 (184 amino acids)
Source: RefSeq, a predicted model, not a curated record